Aureobasidium pullulans EXF-150 is the source of this 2270-nucleotide messenger RNA. RefSeq lists its product as uncharacterized. The record is from RefSeq and is a predicted model, not a curated record. NCBI's taxonomy places the organism in Eukaryota, Fungi, Ascomycota, Dothideomycetes, Dothideales, Saccotheciaceae. The coding region runs from base 74 to 2011 and encodes 645 amino acids. The transcript is spliced from 2 exons.
GUGCAAAUCAGACGUGCUUUUUUUCUUUGACAGGUUGCGAAUCAUCUGGGUCAGGCCUUCCACUCAUCGCAUCAUGGUUGGCAUUACUCCGCCAUACCUCUUUACUCCGGUCAAUCAGAAAGACACAGAUCCAUGCUACAACUUCGACCCAAAGGCCGUUACCCGCGCCAGCUACUACUCUGUCGCCUCUUCAACGUCUUCACCAAAGCCCAAGCAGGAGGGUCCACUGAUCGACUUCAACAGACACCCUGACAGCUACAUCAUCAUUCCUUCCGCCCGUCCCAAUGUCCCGCCUAUGCACCCAAAGACAAAGCAAAGGAUCAACACUGCCCGCUGGAUUCAGUUCACUCUGCGCCUCCUACAACUCAUAGGUGCCUUGGGAGCUUUGAUCUGUGUCAUCAUCAUCAGGGGUGUCAACGAUGUCCAAGGAUGGAUUCUCAGGAUUCCCCCUGCCGUGGAUGCCGUAGUCUGCGCUUACGCUCUCUACAACCUUCGCCGUCCGGCAAAGACCCGUCCUGCAACUUCUUCUGCUAGCUACAAUGCCUUCUCGUGCUUUGUUGACAUCGCCAUGCUGCCCUUCUACGUUUUCAUCGCCUUCUUCACAGCAACUAACUGGACCAUGGCCCCCGGCGAUGAGAAUCGCUGGACUUCGUUCUUCCACUCAGCCGACAAAGACGGCAAGGUGCUCGAGUCUGCCUUCCUGGUUGGCAGUGUUACAGGUGCCUUGCACUUGUUCAGCAUUCCCAUUGACAUGUACCUGUUCGCUAUGUUCAAGAAGAUUGCUCAGUGCCCACCUGACAUGAAUCCCCUAGAGGACAACCUGACCAGCAGAAUCAAUCGCAAGCACACCUACAAGAACAGUGAGGCAUCAGCAAGCAUGUCGGAGCAGAGAUUGGCCAUGUUGAGCGGCAGUUCUCUUAGCCUCAGCAGCCCCACUCGUGUCUCCACUGGCAGAGACGCACUCAUCCCUGAGGCUAAUGUCCGACCUAUGUCCUUCUACCAGUCACGCACCAACCUGGAUCCCAGCUACUCAGGUCACACUCAAGACUCUGCUCGUCAAUCCCGUUUCGACUACCAACAGCCUUCUUCGGCUUACGCAUCCCAGACCAGCAUGCAUCGUGCCUCACAGUCCCAUGAGCGUGACCGCUCUCAGUCUCGAUCCUCUCGUCCUCAGUCCUUCCAGCGCUAUGCCAACCAGAGACCCAACACUCGCGACUCUAUCCACGACCCCAUGCCUACUCGUCCUCUCUCUUUCAUCACCGCCUCCGAGAACUUGAGCCGCAAUCCUACUCCUCAGCCUGUUCUCGAGCCCUCUGUCAAAUCCGCUACCGAGAAGGAUCCACAAUCAAAGGCUCUGCUUAGCGACAACUGGUUCGUCGUCGCCGAUGACGAUGCCGAUCUGUCAUCUCCCCGCCGCACUCCUGUACCUGAGCUUGUAUCCGACCGCGACUCUAGUCCCGAGAUCCAUGAGCCCAACGUCACUCAGCUCCGCUUCGCCAGCGAAGAAUACAAGGAACUCCUUCCUCAGCCUCUCCGCAUGCACCCUCCUACUCCCCCUGAGCAUUCUUUCGAUGCCGGAGACUUCUACUUUGACGACAUGCCCAACGGUACUCUUGAGCUCGACGACUACUCUCUCCGUGAGACCCCAUCCAACACGAGCAUCGGCCGCGCUUUGAGCCCUCCUGCUCCUGAACCUGCCGCCGUGUCUGCCAAAUCGUCCUUCUACUCUCAGGAUCCAAACGACUCCAGCCGCUCCAGCACUCCUAAAGGAAAGCGCUACGGCAACCUGACUCCCGCAAUGAACAACAUCCGUAUGCAGGAGCAGACUGUACCCAGAGGUCAAGGUCGUGUCGUCAGCAGGACUGGCGUUGAUAUCGCUGAUGCUAGUGUCAUGUACCUCUCAUUCGACGACCACUAUGGCGCUCGCGCUCGCAAUGUGAGUGGCAAGAUCGCCGAGGAAGGACUAGGUGGUACUUGGGCCAGAAAGAGAAAUGUCAGCGGAAAGAUGUAAUUCUUCUUACUCUGGAAGUGAGUGGGUGACAUACUGGGAUAAGGCUGAGCUGGUUGAUUUCAGCAGGAAUGCGAUAAUUAUAGACGAAGGAUGAACAGGCGUUUUGGGGAGCACGAUUACGAUGAGAUGUUGGAAUACGCCACGACAGGCACGAUUUCGGUACAAAGUGUCCAUAAUCCAGAAGCAACGACAGACAGCAGGCUAUGUAGUCGAAUGAACAAGAACAAUAAUGUCCACUUUUACAAACUCCACAAAAUGC